This is a messenger RNA of Emericellopsis atlantica, 1292 nucleotides long. RefSeq lists its product as uncharacterized. The transcript is spliced from 2 exons. NCBI's taxonomy places the organism in Eukaryota, Fungi, Ascomycota, Sordariomycetes, Hypocreales, Bionectriaceae. Gene Ontology annotation, molecular function: GTPase activity; GTP binding. The coding region runs from base 488 to 1276 and encodes 262 amino acids. The record is from RefSeq and is a predicted model, not a curated record.
GUCUAAUAUUCGACCAAGGAUUUUAGUCCAUACCAAUGGCUACUUAGCCUUCAUUUAUCAUGAACAGACUCAAGUAGUGGCUAACAGCUUUAAUUCUAGGUGGGACUGACCCCUGCCGCCUUACCAGAUUGGACAAUACAUUGAAUGCCUAGGGACGCUUUGCUUGGUUCACACGCGCCACGCGACUACUUCAGCGACUGCAAUUCGUUUGUUGGAUUGAGAUAUGCACGGGAAACAGAGAGGAAUGCCUUUGGGCGCGUAUUAAGACUCGACCCUUGCAUGAUAUUGACAACACAACAAGGGGGGGGAAUGAAAAGGAAACAUUGGUGCCCCGCACGUGACACGAACGCCAGCGCAUUCAUCAAGGGGCGACAGCACCCGGGCCAUGAGAAUUUUUUCACCUCAAGAAACUCAGCUUCGUCAUCCAACAUUGCAACCGUUGUUGAUCGCCUGCGCUUCCUCGGUCUACACCAAGUGUUGAUGUGACAUGGAUGUCCCACGCGUGAGCUACCACGUGCUACUAGUCGGCGAUCGCGGUGUAGGGACACAUGAACUGAUCAAGCAGUUCUGCACACCAUCGCUUGGAUCAUGGGGUCCCCAUGAUGAAGCACCGAUGAGGACGGUAGAUCUUGGCAGCACGAAGGCCAGCGUGCGGCUCAGCAAAUUGGAUUGGGACAAUGUCAGUCGCGAAACGCUCGCGUUCCAGCUGUCAACAUGUCAGUGUGUUGUCAUGUCGUACAGCACGAGCUCAGAUGCCUCGUUUCGAUCACUAUUGCCCAGAGCUCGUGGGAUGAAGAAGGCGGGGAUGCUGGACGGGCAUGGCCUCCUGGUCGUAGGGAUACAAGACUUCCAUGGCAGCCGACAGGUGACGCCAGAGCUUGGCAGGCAGCUCGCUCGAGAAGUGAGCGCGGAGUUUGUAGAGGUUGCCACCCAUGAUCGCCACGCUAUCCAGGCACUGAUCGUUGACUUUGUCCGACGGCUCCAUGCGAAAAGGGGAACCAACUUGCCAAGGAUGUCUCCUGGCUCGAACAAAGAAAUCACGCAGAAACCAAAGCUGGGGCUUUGGGCCAAGGUCAGGCGGACAUUGGGUAUGGAGAGUCGGAACCCGCGAGGUCUUCUCCGGAAGAGGCCGCCACCGCCAGCUGAGGAGGACAGCGCUGAUGGAGAGAAUCCACCGAGGAAGCGCGUCAAUAUUGGCACGAGGUUGGAAGUGGACCUCGGGGAGGAGUUGACAGGAGAGGAUGUCUUUCAAGGGACAUUGCGGAGACAUCGUUGACGAACAGCACUGAGAU